CUCACAGUUUGUUAGUGGCGAAGACUGGGAGUUGUGUGUCCGGCUGUUAGGAGAGAACUGCCUGCAGCUCCACGUGAGUUUUAUAGGGCUGGAGAAUUCGGGAGCCUCCAGGCUGGCCAGCUCUUUUAGGACGUCGUUCCUCUUGUGACCCAGCACAUCACCAGACUUGUCUACACUUUUCCAAGACAGCAGAAAAUGAGCAAAUCCCAGAUGUAUCUCCAGACCCUGGAGCAUUGGUUCUCAAAGUGAGGAUCUUUGGACAGAAAUGGCAGCAUCACCUCAAAACUUGUUUGAAAUGCAGAUUGUGAUCCACCAUCCCAAACCUGCUGGAAGAGAACAUUUGGAGAUUAAACAGACAUCGCAGGGAUCAGUAUCAUUUAAGGAUGUGACCGUGGGCUUCACCCAGGAGGAGUGGCAGUGCCUGGACUCAAGUCAGAGGUCCCUGUACAGGGACGUGAUGCUGGAGAACUACAGCCACCUUGUCUCCGUGGGGUAUUGUGCUGCCAAACCGGGGGUGAUCUUCAGGCUGGAGCAAGGAGAGGAGCCAUGGGUAUUGGAGGAAGAAUUUCCAAGCAGGAGCUUCCCAGAAGUCUGGGAAACCGAUCACCAGAAAGAAAGGAGCCAAGAAAACCAGCGUAAGCCUGUGUGGGAAGUUGCACACAUCAGUAACAAAACACUGACCAAGGAGCAAGGUAUUCUAAUAGGAAAACCAUUUAACCUGGACACAAAUUCAUUUUCUUGCCGAGAAACCCUCUGUCAGUGUGACUCCUGUGGAAUGAGUUUCAGCUGUAUUUCAGAAUUGUGUAUCAAUAAGAAAAGACAUUUAGGAAAACAGAAUGAUGCCUUUAAUGCCUGUGGAAAAUUGCUACUCAGUAUUAAACAUGAGAAAACUCCUACUAGAGAGCAAAGUGAAUUUUAUAAAAAUGGGAAGACUUUCAGUCAUGAUGAGAGCCCUGUUGGUCAUGAGAAGAUUCAAAGUACAGAACAAAAUUUGGAAUAUAACAUGUAUCAAGAAACCUUCUCUAAAAAGGCAGUAUUGAGUACAUACAAGAGAGAGAUGACUGAAGAGGGUGACUCUGAAUGUAUUGAAUAUGGGAGAAGUUUUUUUCAUAACUCCUCCUUCCAGUUACCUCACAUGGAUGCUUCCAAGGAAAAUCACUGUGGAUUUGGUGGUUGUGGGAAGUCUUUAUGUGUGAAGUCAGGCCUUUUGAAACCCGAUGGAGCACCUACGAAACACUCUGAGUGUCAUGAGAGUGGGGAUCAUUUCAGUGGGGAUUCAUGUUUUUUACAACUUCAGAAAACUCAUAAAGGAGAGAAGCACUUUGAAUGUAAUGAAUGUGGAAAAGCAUUUUGGGAGAAGUCCCACCUCACUCGACAUCAGCGGAUACACACGGGAGAGAAACGCUUUCAGUGUAAUGAAUGUGGAAAAACUUUCUGGGAGAAAUCAAAUCUGACGAAACAUCAGAGAUUACACACAGGGGAGAAGCCUUAUGUGUGCAACGAAUGUGGGAAAGCCUUCAGCCACAAGUCAGCCCUCACAUUACACCAGAGAAUUCACACAGGGGAGAAACCCUAUCAAUGCAAUGCAUGUGGGAAAACUUUUUACCAGAAGUCAGACCUCACCAAACACCAGAGAACACACACAGGGCUGAAACCCUAUGAAUGCUAUGAAUGUGGGAAAACUUUCUGUAUGAAUUCACACCUUACAGUGCAUCAGAGAACUCAUACAGGGGAGAAACCAUUUGAAUGUCCUGACUGUGGGAAGUCUUUCUGUCAGAAGUCACAUCUUACACAACAUCAGAGAACCCAUGUAGGGGAUAAGCCCUACAAAUGUAAUGCAUGUGGGAAAACUUUCUACCACAAGUCAGUACUCACCAGGCAUCAGAUAAUUCAUACAGGAUUGAAACCUUAUGAAUGUUACGAAUGUGGAAAAACCUUCUGCUUGAAGUCUGACCUCACAGUGCAUCAGAGAACUCACACAGGGGAGAAACCCUUUGCGUGUCCUGAAUGCGGGAAAUUCUUUAGCCAUAAGUCUACCCUCUCUCAACAUUACAGGACACAUACAGGGGAGAAACCCUUCGAAUGUCAUGAAUGUGGAAAAAUAUUCUAUAAUAAAUCGUACCUAACUAAACAUAAUAGGACACAUACAGGGGAGAAACCCUAUGAAUGUAAUGAAUGUGGGAAAACUUUCUGCCAGAAGUCUCAGCUCACUCAACACCAGAGAAUCCACAUAGGAGAGAAACCCUAUGAGUGUAAUGAAUGUGGAAAGGCUUUCUGUCAUAAGUCAGCUCUAAUUGUGCACCAGAGAACUCAUACAAAAGAAAAGCCCUAUAAAUGUAAUGAAUGUGGGAAAUCUUUCUGUGUGAAGUCAGGACUAACUUUACACCAGAGAAAACACACAGGGGAGAAACCCUAUGAAUGUAACGAAUGUGGAAGGGCUUUCUGUGAUAAGUCAGCUCUAAUUGUGCACCAGAGAACUCACACAGGGGAAAAGCCCUAUAAAUGUAAUGAGUGUGGGAAAUCUUUCUGUGUCAGAUCAGGACUUAUUGUACAUCUGAGAAAACACACAGGGGAGAAACCUUAUGAGUGUAACGAAUGUGGGAAAUCCUUCAGUCACAAAUCUUCCCUCACAGUGCAUUAUAGAGCUCACACAGGGGAGAAAUCUUGUCAGUGUAAUGAAUGUGGGAAAAUAUUUUACCGUAAAUCAGACCUUGCUAAACAUCAGAGGUCACACACAGGCGAGAAGCCCUAUGAAUGUAACACAUGUGGAAAAACUUUCUCUCAAAAGUCAAACCUCAUUGUACAUCAGAGAACCCACACAGGAGAAAACCUGAUAAUUGCAGUGGGUGUUAGGAAUGUUGUGGCUGAACAGCCGCUCGCUUCUGAGCACUCACUCUGUGGGGGAACCAGUGGUGACAUCCUGAAUGUUGAGUAACCUUUGUCCACAAACUGGCCUUAUUUUACCCAAAGUAGACUGCAACACACACAGGACAGUCUUGUUAGGUAAUAUUCCGUUCAAUGUUCUCUAGUAAAUGUGGGCAUAAAUCCUUGCAGAUUUCUUGAUUCUUUGUAAGGGUUUUUUUUUUUUUUUAAGCAAAAAUACAAACUAGGUUAUUUCAGAAUUUCUAUUGAGAAAUCUUUCAAUUGAGACCUACAGCUUGAGUAUUGUCUUUAGAAGUAAUAUUACAUUGGAAAUUGUCUUGUGGCUUUGAUGCCAUAUUUGUCUUCAGGAAAUGAGAAGUUGUAUUUCAGGUGAGUAUUGCGCAGUGUACAAACAAACAAUAAUAGUAAACUGAGAGAAUAAGCUUAAAAGAAGUUCCAGUAA
Molecule: messenger RNA, 3325 nt
Organism: Hyaena hyaena (striped hyena)
Lineage: Eukaryota; Metazoa; Chordata; Mammalia; Carnivora; Hyaenidae
Product: zinc finger protein 33B-like
Biological process (GO): regulation of DNA-templated transcription
Source: RefSeq, a predicted model, not a curated record